ACAUACGGAAAGAAACAGAGAGGGAAUUUGCAGAAACAAAGAAGCUGAGAGGGGUACGUGUGCUUGCUUGUGAGUCCUCACUCGCUCGGAGAGUACCUGAAAAUAUUGGUGGUGAUAGUUAGUAGUACUGGUUGUGCUAGCUAUAUAAGUUUACUCACAAAAAAAAAAAAAAAAGUAGAAGAAGAAGCGAGCUAGCUAAGUAUUAAUGGAGUUGGGUUCUAUCUGCAACGUCUUGCUGGGCAUAUUUGGAGUUUUGGUGGUCCUGAGAUGGGUUGUGAAGAGUGCAAAUUGGUGGCUGUACGAAACCCAAUUGGGAGAAAAGCAGUACUCUCUUCCUCCAGGUGAUAUGGGUUGGCCCUUCAUAGGGAACAUGUGGUCCUUCCUCUCUGCCUUCAAGUCCAAAGACCCUGACUCUUUCGUCGCCUCCCUUGUUUCCAGAUUUGGACAAACUGGAAUCUAUAAGGUCUUCAUGUUUGGGAAUCCGAGUGUCAUAGUUACCUCACCUGAAGCAUGCAGAAGAGUAUUGACAGAUGAUGAUUGCUUUAAACCUGGUUGGCCUAAGUCCACUGUUGCACUCAUUGGAAAGAAGUCAUUUAUUGGCAUUUCUUUUGAAGAGCAUAAGCGUCUCCGGCGGCUAACAGCUGCUCCAGUCAAUGGUUAUGAGGCAUUGUCAAUGUACACUAAAUACAUUGAAGAAAUUGUAACAUCUUCCUUGGACAAAUGGACAACAAUGGGAGAAAUUGAGUUCUUGACUGAACUGAGGAAGCUUACUUUUAGGAUAAUUAUGUACAUUUUUCUUAGCUCAGAGAGUGAGCAAGUAAUGACGGCCUUGGAGAGGGAAUAUACAACACUUAAUUAUGGAGUUAGAGCCAUGGCAAUUAAUAUUCCAGGAUUUGCUUAUCAUAAAGCACUCAAGGCUCGAAAGAAUCUUGUGGCUACAUUUCAAUCUAUUGUGGAGGAUAGAAGAAAUCAAAAGAAGGUUUCUGUUCCCACAAAGAAGAAAGAUAUGAUGGACGCUUUGAUAGAUGUUGAAGACGAAAAUGGUAGAAAAUUGACUGAUGAGGACAUCAUAGAUAUUCUAGUGAUGUACUUGAAUGCAGGUCAUGAGUCAUCAGGACAUACCGCAAUGUGGGCUACCAUUUUCCUAAACCAGCACCCAGAAUAUCUUCAAAAGGCAAAGAAAGAGCAAGAGGAAAUCGUAAGGAAGAGGCCACUAGAGCAGAAGGGGUUGACACUGAAAGAAAUUCGAGAAAUGGAAUAUCUUUCUAAGGUGAUUGACGAAACACUUCGUGUGAUAACAUUUUCCCUGACAGUUUUCCGAGAGGCAAAAAAAGAUGUCAAUUUAGCAGGUUAUACCAUUCCCAAAGGUUGGAGAGUCCUAGUGUGGUUUAGGAGUGUUCACCUAGAUCCUGAAAUUUAUGAGAAUCCAAAGGAAUUUAAGCCUUCCAGAUGGGAUAAUUUUACACCCAAAGCAGGAGCCUUCCUUCCUUUUGGAGCAGGAAGUAGAUUGUGCCCUGGAAAUGAUCUUGCUAAGCUGGAAAUUUCUAUUUUCCUUCACCAUUUUCUCCUUAAUUACCAGCUUGAACGGCUUAAUCCUGGAUCCCCAGCGAUGUACUUACCACAUACAAGGCCAGUAGAUAAUUGCUUGGCCAGAAUCAAGAAAUGUCCCUCUUCUUCUGUUUAAGGACAAAAGGAGAGUGGAAGCAAAAACAAAACAUGUUCAUGUCGCCGAAUUAGGAUUAAAGAGUGCUCUUUUCAAGUUUAUCUUAGUUCUGAUCGCAUCCCUUCAUGCUUAUUAUUAGAGUUAAUUAAAAGGCUGGUUAACUUA
Messenger RNA from Quercus lobata, 1828 nucleotides. RefSeq names its product ent-kaurenoic acid oxidase 1-like. The transcript is spliced from 8 exons. Gene Ontology annotation, cellular component: endoplasmic reticulum. Gene Ontology annotation, molecular function: iron ion binding; ent-kaurenoic acid monooxygenase activity; heme binding. NCBI's taxonomy places the organism in Eukaryota, Viridiplantae, Streptophyta, Magnoliopsida, Fagales, Fagaceae. Bases 206 to 1684 code for a protein of 492 amino acids. The record is from RefSeq and is a predicted model, not a curated record. Gene Ontology annotation, biological process: multicellular organism development; brassinosteroid biosynthetic process; brassinosteroid homeostasis.